Molecule: messenger RNA, 786 nt
Organism: Acaulospora colombiana
Lineage: Eukaryota; Fungi; Glomeromycota; Glomeromycetes; Diversisporales; Acaulosporaceae
Source: the annotation of a GenBank genome assembly
AGCAUGUACCAGCUGUCGCAGACAAAAGGUGAGCACUCGCCUGGAUAUGUCCUAUCUACUUUUCUUGACGAUAGUGUUACUAGAUGCGGACAAGCUUGUGUUUUUGAAAAGGUUGCCAAACCCGAUCAAAUGGACAGUAGCUCCUUGGAACGGUUAACGGAGGUCGAAAACGAAAUCGCGACAGUCAAAAACAACCAGACAGUCAUGCAAACUACUCUUAACGAUAUCCUCAGUGAACUGCGACGAUCAAACGGGAGGCCAGCAGACCCUCCGAGCGCUACUCGCCCAUCGCUAGUUUCGCCUCGCGCCGCCACCAACGGGCUCUCGGACCACAGUUCAUCAAGUCCACCAACUCCUUCAAAUGGUAGUCUACCCUAUCUCGUCGAGCCAAGUACUGCUUCACCCGUGGCCAUCGAGAGCUAUUCUAAGUACUCAUGGACAGGCUUUUCUCUUGGUGGAACUUCUCGUCCGCACCGGACCACCGACGCAGCCCAUCAUGUCACUUUUGCCUUUCCUCGACCUGUCCACCAUACGUCAAGACGGAGUGGGACGAUGACACCCUACCGUGAUUCAGGAGUCAGCUCUCCGGCGAAUUCAGAUGUCGACAUCCCAGCCCAUGCCCUUGUGGCACCUAUCGAAGUUAUCAAUGAUCUGGCUGAGGCUCCGUCCGAACAAGGACGUCCAAACAAGAAACGAAAGAGGACCGAGUCCUUUGGCGUAGGAGAUUAUGAACCUUCUCAAAGUAUUGAUCAGCCGGGAGCUGGGACUUCAAGGCGCGAGCUAGAC